Messenger RNA from Melanaphis sacchari, 934 nucleotides. RefSeq lists its product as uncharacterized. Gene Ontology annotation, cellular component: membrane. The transcript is spliced from 4 exons. The coding region runs from base 14 to 892 and encodes 292 amino acids. Gene Ontology annotation, biological process: sensory perception of taste. The record is from RefSeq and is a predicted model, not a curated record. Lineage: Eukaryota; Metazoa; Arthropoda; Insecta; Hemiptera; Aphididae.
CCGACCAACACUAAUGGAAAAUUUACGCGUAACAAACAAACAUAUGAAUUUGAAUAGAAUUUUGAUCAUAUUAUUCGUAUAUUAUAUCCUUUACCACACUUCGAAGUAUUAUAUUAUACAACCGAAAGUAUAUGAUUUUUCUAGAAUCACGUUUCAUUUGUUUUUGGAACCAAAUUUGUUAGACUUGGUAAUUGUUACGGGAGGGUGUUUUUAUAUUCAUACUGUGGCAUCAAGGUUUUCUGCUUUAAACGACGCCUGGAAACGUUUGCCUCUUAAUUUAGUAGAAAUUUCAGGUGAAUGGAUACAGUCCGAAAUAACGAUGUCGAUGGAGUGUAUACGAUUGUUGCAUGUUGAUCUUUGUGAAAUAAUAAACGUGUUUAGCUUAGGUUACGGCAUGGUUUUGUUAGGAUAUUUCACAUUAAGCUUUAUCAGUUUAUUGAUAUUUACUUAUUUAUACUUUGCUAUCGGAUAUCCACCACCUGACACAUCGUUUAUAUCAAUUAGUGGUUGGUGUUUACCAUUGAUAAUUAGAUAUUGCCAAUAUAGUAUUUCCCACAUCAGUAUUCUUAUAUACGCAUCAUCCACAAAUAAAAAAAAAAAGGAAAUAAUAUCAUAUUUACGAUUGUGCCAAAUUUCAAAUUUACCAAUUCAUACAAAAUUACAAAUUAAACUGUUUAUAAAUCAAAUGCCUGAAUUCGAAUCUAAUGAAAUGUCAGCUUAUGGAGUUUUUAACAUCAAUUUACAUCUAAUUAUAACAAAUAUAAUAUUGCUGUUUUCUGGAAUUCUUACACUAAUACAGAUGAGAGAUAACCCAAUCAUUUCUAGAGCGACAAGAGUCAUCGUAUUACGUUUCAAAAACGCUUAUAAUUAUAUGAAAAAAAUAUACUUUUAGAGUAGAAGCAUUAUUUAUACAAUUUUAAUUUAAUUUCUACAU